AUGAAUGAUGAUUUAAAAUCGUGUAUUAUCAUUUCUAAUAUGGAUUAUUUCGAUAUCAAACCGAAAAUAAUAUCUUAUUAUUUAAGGGUUAAUCUAAGAACAAAAGAAGAUUACUCACUUUUAGAUUUAUGUUGCUAUUAUGGUGCAGUUAAUUGUUUCAAAUUUUUAAGAACAAAAUGCAAUCUACAAAUCUCCAGCAACUGCCUUUCAUUAUCAUUUUUAAGCGGAAAGCCAGAUAUUUUGAACGAAUGCUUGAAAUUUCAUAUACCUGAUAAUGAAUGCAUGAGAUAUGCAAUUGCUUCUCAUAACAUUGAUUUUGUAACAUUUUUGGUGAAUGAGUAUGAUUUAGAAAUCCAGUCUAAAGACUGUAUUGAAUUCAAUAACAUUCAGGCAUUUUUCGUUUAUUUAUAUCAAAUUAAUGAUAUAGAACGGCAUUUUAUUGAUUCCCUAAAUUUUAAUAGCCAAUCUCUAUUGCAAUAUAUAUCCUUACUUGGAGUUGACUUUAAUAAUAUUAAUAGUCGCUAUAAUAGCGAACGGAUGUUCCAUAAUGCUGUAAAAAAUUGUUCUGCAGAUAUAGUGGAAUUUCUUAUCUCACAUGGUGCCGAUGUAAAUUCAACCCUCAAAUACUUUGGAAGAGCACCACUUCAUAUUGCCGUAGAAUAUAACAAAAAAGAUGUCGCAGAAUUACUUUUAUUACAUGGAGCUAAUGUUGGAUCAAGAUUCACAAAAAAUGGGAAAACGGCGCUUUAUAUUGCAAUAGAAAAUAAUCGAAUGGACAUUGUAAAAUUGCUAUUAUUGCAUGGUGCAAAUAUCGAAAAAAUAGAUAAUAAUAGAACUUUAGCUUUGCGUCUAGCAGUGCAGAAUGAUUUUUUGGAAUUUGUUGAAUUUCUUAUUUCAAAUGGUGCUGAUAUUAGAUCUAAAAAUAUCGGCGGAGAUGAUUUACUUCAUAUCGCAAUUCAGAAUAAUUGUGUAAAAACGGCGAAGUACCUAAUAUCAAAAGGAAUUGAUAUUAAUACAAGAGAUAGUUUCGAUAAUAGAACACCGCUUCAACAAGCUGUUUGGAUUGAAAGUUUAGAGUUAGUUGAACUGCUGAUAUCGCUUGGUUCUGACAUCAACGUAAAUGAAGAGAACGCUUAUUUUGCAUGGCGUUGA
Messenger RNA from Trichomonas vaginalis G3, 1152 nucleotides. RefSeq names its product spectrin binding. The coding region runs from base 1 to 1152 and encodes 383 amino acids. The transcript has a single exon. The record is from RefSeq and is a predicted model, not a curated record. NCBI's taxonomy places the organism in Eukaryota, Parabasalia, Trichomonadida, Trichomonadidae. Gene Ontology annotation, molecular function: protein binding.